Caretta caretta (loggerhead turtle) is the source of this 4052-nucleotide messenger RNA. It is a transcript of the gene NIBAN2, whose product is annotated as niban apoptosis regulator 2. Lineage: Eukaryota; Metazoa; Chordata; Testudines; Cheloniidae. The record is from RefSeq and is a predicted model, not a curated record.
GCUCCCAGGGUGUGUCCCGGGGCGGGCUGUACGUAGGCAGGAGUGUCUCCUUCUCCCUCUCCGGCCCGCCCAGGGCUUCCCUCGGCUGGGAGGAGAGAGGCUGGUUUCCUGCCCGAGGACUGGGAGCAGACCCGCCGCUGCGGCCCGGCCCGGAGGAAGGCGACCCCGCUUUUGAAUCGCAAGCCUCCCUGGGGGGUGAGCUUCCCCCCCCCCCCCCGCCGGGUCCCCACCAUCCAGCCCCUGGAUUGUAAUCGCGCCCCGGGCCGUCAUGGGCGAUGUUAUCUCCACUCACCUGGAUGAGAGCCGGCGCCACUAUAUCUCAGAGAAGACUGGGAAGGUGCUGGGGGAAUUCUGCCAGUUUUAUGAGGAACAGUAUGGAGUCGCGCUCUUCAACAGCAUCCGGUAUGAAAUUGAGGGCAACGGAGGGCCGCAGUCCCAGCUGCUCCACCGCAAGGUCCCUCUGGACGACCGCGUCAUCAUCUCAGGGAACCUCUUUCAGUACGUGGAGGAAAACAAGAAGUGGCGAAACCGCUUCAGUGUCGUGCCGCACAACUACGGCCUGGUCCUGUACGAGAACAAACUGGCCUAUGACAGAGGGAUUCAGCCUCGAAUAGUCCUCAACAGCGCUGGCUACAAAAUCCUCACCUCGCUGGACCAGUAUCUUGACCUUGUCAAUAGCAGUUUACCAGGGACAACCCCCAAAUCCGGCAAUGCCCCGAUCCUCAAGUGCCCCACCCAGUUUCCUCUCAUCCUUUGGCACCCGUACUCCCGUCACUACUACUUCUGUGUGAUGACCGGCAAGGAGCAGGACAAGUGGCGAGCGGUGUUCCAGGAUUGCGUGCGACACUGCAACAACGGGAUCCCAGAGGACUCCAAGGUGGAGGCCCCAGCCUUUACGGAUGCCGUCCGCAUGUACCGGCAGUCGAAGGAGCAGUACGGCACCUGGGACAUGCUCUGUGGCAACGAGGUCCAGGUUUUGAGCAAUCUGGUGAUGGAGGAACUGGUCCCAGAACUGAAAAACACGAUCGGCCCCAAGCUGAAGGGCAAGGCCCAGGAGAGGCAGAGACUCUGGAUACAGAUCUCGGAUGCUGUCUACAGGCUUGUCUAUGACCAGAUAAAGGCGCACUAUGAUGCAGUGGUGACCAAAUGUGAGCUGGAGCGUCCCAGAAUGGAGAGCACCAUUCGCACAGACAUGGAUCAGAUCAUCACAUCAAAGGAACACUUAGCCAGCAAAAUCCGAGCCUUUGUGCUGCCCAAAGCAGAGAUCUGUGUCCGAAACCAUGUGCAGCCCUAUAUCCCUUCCAUCCUGGAGGCGCUGAUGAUUCCCACAAGCCAGGGUUUUGCCGAGGUCCGGGAAGUGUUCUUCAAGGAGAUCACUGACAUGAACAUGAACGUAAUCAACGAGAGCGGGAUGGAGAAGCUGGGAGAGUACAUGGAGAAGCUCUCUCAGCUGGCCUUCCACCCUGUCAAGAUGCAGUCCUGCUAUGAGAAGAUGGACCAGCUGAAACUGGAGGGGCUUCAACAGAGAUUUGACGUAUCCAGUGCCUCAGUGUUCAAACAGAGGGCCCAGAUCCUCAUGAGACAGCAAAUGGAUGAUGCCGUUCACACGUUCGGGACACUCCUGCACCAGGAGCUGGCGAAGAUGCUGGGCAAGGAGGAGCUGUGCAAGUCAAUCCAGCGGAUCCUCGAACGGGUGCUCAAGAAAUAUGACUAUGACAGCAGCACCGUGCGCAAGAAGUUCUUCAGGGAAGCCCUGCUCCAGAUCACCAUCCCCUUCCUGCUGAAAAAGCUGGCACCAACCUGCAAGGGGGAGUUACCAAAGUUCCAGGAACUGAUCUUCGAGGACUUCGACAACUUCAUCCUGGUGGAGAACACGUACGAGGAGGUCGUGCUGCAGUCGGUCAUGAAGGACAUCAUGCAGGCUGUGAAGGAGGCAGCGGUGCAGAGGAAACACAACCUGUACCGGGACAGCAUGGUCAUGCACAACAGCGACCCCAACCUGCACCUGCUGGGCGAGGGCAUGCCCAUCGACUGGGGAGAGGAGUUCGGCAGCCAGCCGGACUCGGACCCAUCCGCCGAGAAGCGCCACAGAGCCAGGCAGGUGGUGUCGGUCAUCCACGACGACGAGGGAGCCCUGUCCUAUGAGGCCGGUGCGGAGGUGCUGAUGCACCAGGUCUCCCAGGAAGAGCUCGGGUCGGAGGAGCUGGAGGCCUGCCCUGCCCUUGCUGCACCGGGUUCUCCUGAUAGCAUGCAGGGGAUACGGGGGAUGCUGGUGAAGGAGUUCUGUGUGGAGACCCCAGUCCCGGCAAGAGAGGAGGCAAAGGAACCACUGACGAAUGGUACAAUAGUCCAGCAGAGCGGCGGCUCUGAGGAGCGCGGGGUGGAGCGAGCUGCCCAGAAGGCCGAGGAAGGCCCUGGUUCCUUGGAACACUCUGCCCCGCAUGAUGCUGGCUCCCCGUGCCCAGUGAACCCGGGGGUGGAGGAGCAGGAAGCCAAGCCAGCCGUGCCCACCUCUCCAGCCAAGCCGCCUGCCCUGACAGCUGCCUCGUUGCUUGCUGAGGGGGGAGUUGAAGUGAACCGCCACGAACCCAGCGACAAGGAGACAGGGGAAGAGGUGUCCACCCAGGCCCAUGUGGAGAAGGUGGAAUCUGCCCAGCCGGCCACAGAGAACAGCGCGGAGGUGCAGACUCAGUUCUAGGUCACCCCCCCCUCCCCCCGGUCGAGAUCCAUGCUGGCCAUGUACACUGUGUGCCGAAGGUGGACUGGAGUCAGUGACACCAGGAGGGUGGGGGGGCUCGUAGGCUGGGCCAGUCGCUGGCAUUGGUAGCUGUUACAUUCCCAGUUUCUGAAGCAGGCUCGGCUUCGGACACCAGCUUCCCAGGGAAAGGGGUGGGGGGAGCCACCGAGAUGGAAGAUCUCCUAAACUGCACACCCACUUAGAGGAGAGCUGUGUGCUGGCCAGAACCAAGCCGCCACGCUGGGCCAAGCCAUUGCCCCUCCUCCCAGGACUCUAGCUCAGCAUAGGAUACCCACCCCUUCCACACAUGCACACUUUGCUCCAUCUUAUUUUGUUGUUUUUCCUUUACUGAAGAAACACUUUAUUGCAUUACUCAACUAACAAGACUGUGGGAAUGCCUGGGGUUUUCCCCUAGGCAGGAGCUCCCGAGGACAUCUGCACAGCAUAUGCCAGUGGGCACCCAAUGCCCCAGGGGGUGGGUUUUGUAGGGAUUCCCGUUCCCCUUCCAACAAUCCAGCCCUUCCCUUCGUCUGAUACUUCAGUCCAACCAAAGAGGUCAAUGCUGCAUGCCACACUUCUUUGUCAAGCACGGCGGCUGCAGUCAGAGGCCGCCUACCGGUAUUGAUCAUUUCUCCUCCUAACGAGCCUGCAUCCAGGAUCCUGGCUGAGAUAGAAUGUGCACUCCCCACCCUCUGCCCUUGCGAAUGCUGAACGCUGCUCCCCCGGGCAAGACGCACCUCUUCCCCGAGCCAAAGGGCCAAUGGGGGUGCCCCUUGUUUGCCACGAAGCACCGUUCAAGCCAGCGCCAUGAUUUUAACGUGUCUUGCUGCACGCUCUGGCAGAGGGAGGGUUAAAUGAGUCACAAACAAACUGGAAUCCAUCUUUUCUCAUUGGCCCCUAAAGAAGGAGAGUCAACGGCGGAGGAUGGGGCUGUUGCUUGCAUAGUUCUGGCCACAUUAGUGCCUCGCUGGAGAAUAAAUAGAACUAGCUGGUGUGGGUAAUACAGGGGAGUACCUGGGAGUACCUGGCCUUCCUUGCACGCGCUGGUCUGACUGUGGGUUCUGCCAAUCGCUCCAAAGACUGUCCACUUGUAGGGAUGGAAGGAGCCACAAAUACCUCUCAACUAUCACCCAUCUCCUCCACAUCCCUCCUCCCCUGUUAUACACAAAGGUUAGGACUGUGACGUAAACUUGAGGGUUCACCCCUGGGCUUGCGGGAGAGAACUGGUGUCCAUGGAAAGAGACGACGACGAUGAUUGGUCGUGCGUAGAUUGAGGUGUAAGUGACUGCCACUGUCCACUGGGAGCCUUUAGUGG